Molecule: messenger RNA, 1693 nt
Organism: Phlebotomus argentipes
Lineage: Eukaryota; Metazoa; Arthropoda; Insecta; Diptera; Psychodidae
Product: segmentation polarity homeobox protein engrailed
Exons: 4
Coding region: 104-1531 (475 amino acids)
Source: RefSeq, a predicted model, not a curated record
GAUUGCAUUUGUGCGCCAUGGUAUAAAGUGGAUUAGCAAUUACUGGGGGUCAAUGGAAGGGAAAAUGUGGUCAUUAGCCACUGGAUUUUGAGAGUGGCUUUUGAUGUUUAUCUCUUUCUGGACACACAGCAGACCCGUGCAGAAAAUCAUUCUGCCCUCGUACACGCAGCUGCUGAAGCCGUCGCCUUAUACCCUGAGACCAUCGUACGCCACUUACUCCCACUUGAAGCCCGUCGUGUUCCAGAGCUCGCCGCCGGGACCCAACACCGGGGAGUACAUCUACGAGAACCCCUACCCACCCGCGAACGUGUACAUGAGCCAGCCAGCGCCCAGUGGCCCCAUUCACACGAUACCAGCGCCGAAUCUCUCGCCAGUGGGGCCUCUCGCGCCCAUCUCUCCCAUCCACAGCAACCACAUCUACGAGGCGCCCACGCCCACCAUCACACCCUACUACUCUCCCCCGCGACCCGUGAGCGUGAAGCCCUACCAAGUGACCGAGGAGCCGACCAACGAUCUCACCCUGCACGAUCCUCUGUCCGGCAAGCAGACCUACUUUGCCCCCGAUCCGGAUCCCAGGUUGCCGGUUGCCAAGGUGCCACUCGAGACAACCCGCUUCGGGCAGCCGAGCAACGGAAAACCACACGACUACUCCUAUCCCCACCACCACCCCGCCUCCCGCCGUCCCCAUCACUCCAACCCCUCCGCAGCCACACAGCACAUCCUGCAGUACGUGAAGCUGGGCACCAGGCCCAUCUUCCCGCGCAUGCAGAAGCAGGUCGUCCAGCAAAUGUCCAUGUUGCACGGAAUGCCAGACUCUGUGUACAAUCCCACAUACCUCGUGACACAGUCCAAUAAUCUCCUGCAGCAGCAUCAGCAGCACCUGUUCCGGCCAGAGCCCGCCUACGUGUCCGCCUAUCAGCAGCAGCACGCCCACCCACAGACACAUCUCACCACACACGACACAGAGACCUACGAAAGUGCCGCGAGUCCGGGUCAAAUCUACGCCGCUCAGCACGAUCAGUUGCAUCAUCAGCAAGAUGCAUUGCAUCACCAGCACGAUCAGUAUCAACACCAAGAUUCGCAGAAUUUACUGCAGCAAGAUGAGAGCGCCGCGUACAAGCAACUCCUGGACCAGGCGACGCAGUAUUUCCAGUCCGGCGCCUAUCUAAACUACCCUCACAGCGUUUCCUCCACGCGAGCACCAUAUGUGGCCGAGUCCGCACCCACGCCAGCCUUCUACUACGCUCCAGAUCUCGCGGCCAAGCACCAGGAGGAGAACGCGCGGAUACUGGAGCAAGCCAAUGCUGAACUAAUGGAGAAAGGCUACUCAGCCUUCCACGAUGAACCCGAGGCUUCCUUCUCACACCAGAGCCCUAUUAUAUCAGAGAGCGCGAACUCUGAUAAGAAGAUGAGAAUCUAUGUGCCUGACGACGAAUUCACGACCGACACGGAAAAGGUCAAACUACAAAAUCGCUCAGACGACACCACAACCAAAGACGCAGAUCAAUCAGAAAAGGCUCAAGAGACAUAGAGAAGCCGGAAGAUUCUGACUCCUAGUUGUAGUUUUAGUGCAAUUCCGCUGUAGAGCCCCAAACUUGUUCCAAUCAUGUAAAAAGAUCACUUCCCCGCCAUUUCCCAGAUGUCUGAUCCUCUGUUAUUGUAUUAUUUGUUAUUUAUUGUAAGAACCAUAUGU